UCAGUGAGACAGUUAUCAUUGAUAGAUUUCAAUCAGCCACUCCAAGUUAGACAUAUUCCACUAUCAGUAACACAACUAUCAUUGUAUCGUUUCAAUCAACAACUUCAAUUUGGACAUAUUCCACAAUCAGUAACACAUCUCUCAUUGUCAGAUUUCAACAAACCACUUCAAGUGGGACAUAUUCCACAAUCAGUAACACAACUCUCAUUGGAAUAUUUCAACAAACCACUUGAAGUGGGACAUAUUCCUCAAUCAGUGACUCAUCUCUCAUUGGUUCGCUUUGACCAACCACUUCAAGUGGGGCAUAUUCCACAAUCAGUGACACAAUUAUUGUUGGUCGACUUUGAUCGCCCGCUUCAAGUUGAAUAUGUUCCUCAAUCAGUUACCCAAUUAUUUUUGGCCCGUUUCAAUCAACCUCUACAAGUCGGACACAUUCCACAGUCUGUGACACAAUUGUCAUUGGAUGAUUUUGACCAUCCACUUCAAGUUGGACAUAUUCCACAAUCAGUGACAGAAUAUUCGUCAUCAAGUUUCGAUCAACCACUUCAAGCUGGACAUAUUCCACAUUCAGUGACACAACUUACAUUGAGAGAUUUUAACCAACCACUUCAAGUUGGACAUAUUCCACAAUCAGUGACACAACUUUCAUUGACCAUUUUCGACCAACCACUUCAAGUUGGACAUAUUCCACAUUCAGUGACACAACUUUCAUUGAGAGAUUUUAACCAAACACUUCAAGCUGGACAUAUUCCACCGUUAGUGGCACAACUUUCAUUGACAGAAUUCAACCAACCACUUCAAGUUGGACACAUACCACAAUCUGUAAGGCGUUUAGCUUUUGGUUUCUUUGACAAAUAUCUCACAACCGGGUACAUUCCAUUCGUCACAUCACUUACUAUCAAAUAUUGUGGCUUCUCCCCCGAGAAUCUUAAUCUUCAUGGACACACCCAUCUCAAUGAGCUCACUGUUGUCCACAGUCCCGGUAGAAACUCCAGGCAGGCAGCCUCAUCAUUUUUGGAUUUGAAUUCGGAUUAUCUGGCAAAGAUGAAGGGACUAUCACAUCUCAUUAUCCAAAUACGGCCACUGGUCCAACUGAGCGCAAUAAGCGAGGGUUUGCCACCAUCCUUCUUACACUUGCUGAAGUCAAUUCCAACAAUAACUCUACAGUUCAUGAGACUUCAAUUCACCGACUUUGAGACAACAUGGAGGCUUAUCGACGAUCAAACAGCUGUGUUUGUACCUGUAACUGAUGCAAACUGUAAUGGAGUUAUAUCAUUUUGGAACUUCCCAAAAACAACAAACAAU
This is a messenger RNA of Acytostelium subglobosum LB1, 1305 nucleotides long. RefSeq lists its product as hypothetical. The transcript has a single exon. The annotation marks the transcript as partial. Lineage: Eukaryota; Evosea; Eumycetozoa; Acytosteliales; Acytosteliaceae. The record is from RefSeq and is a predicted model, not a curated record.